AUGUCUACUACUUCUACUUCUAUUAAUAAUAAUUAUAUUUCUAUUAUCGUACCUGUAUAUAUCACAGAUGAUAGUAAUAAUAAUAAUAAUGUAGUAUUAGAAUACUUUAAAUUGUCGGUUGAAAGUAUCAUCAAACAGACAUUUACAAAUUGGUUGUUGAUCAUUGUCGAUGAUGGGUCGUGGAAUGCAGACUUGACAACAUACCUUCAUCAACUACGCAACCCGCGUAUUAAAAUUGUCGAACUACCACAAAACAUGGGUGUCUAUGGUGCACUCAACGCAGCUCUUGCAAUGCCGCUGGUUGCCAACAGCACCUACAUUGCUCGUAUGGACGCCGACGACUACUGUCACCCAGAAAGACUUGAAAAGCAAUUCAACUAUCUUCAACUACACCCAGACGUCGAUGUUGUAGGUUCCCCUAUAUCAAUGUACUCUCAACCAAAUAACAACAGCAGCAAGUUUGACAUUGACCAAGAAAGAGAAUCAAUGUUGAGAGAAUUAAAGUCACCUAGUAAUUUAAUAGAACAUCCUGUUGGAUUGGAUAAUGUGGCUUGGUCAAUGUUCUUUAAUUGCUGUGUUGUACAUCCUACUGUAUUGGUUCGUACAACAUCCUUGUUCAAAUCAAAUAGUGAUGGGUCGACAAAGCAAUACAAAUACUCAAACAAGUUUGGACAUGUUGAAGACUAUGCAUUGUGGUUAAAGAUGAUUGGUGAUGGUAAGAAGAUUGAUAAUAUGCCAGCUGGAACCCCACCACUAUUAGUGUUACGUAAACAUGCUCAAGGUGUGUCUCUGCAGAACCGUCAGACACAACGAGACGGUGCUGCCAAGGCGUCUAGUCACUACCUCGUCAAAAUGUGUAAGCGUGCUGGUCUGUCGGAUGAUCAAACCAGUCUUGUCACACCAGAUGUCAUCUCUGCACUCCAACACCCCGCAACGUGUGAAUCAGGAGAUACUAUUGCCAAAUCAGUCUAUGUCCUAUUGAUUAUUGAACAAGUCAUCAACUAUCUCUACCCAUCGUCCAAAGACACGACCAAAGAGAAUACAAACGGUCGGUUUGGAGAACUAGUCACAUUACUCAUGACAAAAUUCCCAUCACAUCCAACUCAACAUACAUUAUGGUCAAAAUGGAUAUCACGUAAUCCAACUUCACAAAUCAUGCAACUUUUGAAUAGUUCUAUGACUCCCUCCUCCUCCUCCUCUUCAUCCUCAUCUUCAUCAUCUUCAUCAUCUAUAUUAAAUAUUUUAAAUCCAAAUAGAUCAACUUCUUCAUCUUUACAACCAAAGAAAACUUAUAAAAAUGGAGUAUCAAUAUUGAUAUUUUCAAAGGAUCGAUCUUUUCAACUUCAAGAGUAUCUGAGAUCAUUCUUUAAAUAUCAUCAGUGUCAAUACGACCCUUUAUACACUGUUCAUAUUAGUGUGUUGUAUACAGUAUCAAAAGAAUCAUUCCAACAAUCGUACGAGACUGUCGAACAACGAUUCAAAGACAAAGGAGUACGCUUUAUCAAAGAAACCAACUUUACCAACCAACUCAAAGACUGGAUUGACAAUAUCGACACUCAACACACCGUGUUUGGUGUAGACGACAUCCUCUACUAUCGUGCAUUGGAUCUUUCACUCUACAGUCACCGUCUGUCACUUCACAACGAUGCACUUGGCUUCUACCUCAAACUCAACCCUUCCAUCACCUAUUGUCACACUUGUGAUGAACAAAUUCAAAUCCCUUCAUCUUUUACAAAAUUACAAGAUCAUCAAGUAGAUAAUAAUAAUGUAGUUGAAGAUCAACAACAGGACAAUUCAAAAGUAUCAAAUGUAUAUUAUAAAUGGAAUAGAUUGGACGGUGUUAGUAAGAGAGAUUGGAAUUAUCCAUUUGAUCUUUGUUCGACAUUGUAUCGUACCGAGACUGUGACAAUGAUAACUAAUCUCAUUAUCAAGUAUUUGGGAACCAAGCAAGGUAUUAGUCAUCCAAAUCGAUUCGAAGCCAGUGGUAACAGAGUGGUCAUUCAAAAACAGUAUUCUGAAAAACAACCAAUGUGUCUUUGUGAAAGUAGUCAUGUCAUGUCUAUGGUUACAGUUAAUAGAGUACAAGAUAUUUAUGAUAACCCUGUUUACACUGGAAAUGAGACUAUUAAUAGUGGAUCCACAGGUCAACAAGACACCGUUGAUGGUGGGUUACUCCCAACAUUAGAACAAUUAGAUCAAUUCACACAUACUUUGAAUCUUGAAAUGGAUGAUACCAAGUAUUGGAAUAAUCGAUCAGAAUUGAUUAGUUGUCAUAUCGGUCAAUUUUAUUUAAAUCAAUAA
Messenger RNA from Cavenderia fasciculata, 2301 nucleotides. It is a transcript of the gene pgtA, whose product is annotated as bifunctional glycosyltransferase. Bases 1 to 2301 code for a protein of 766 amino acids. The record is from RefSeq and is a predicted model, not a curated record. NCBI's taxonomy places the organism in Eukaryota, Evosea, Eumycetozoa, Acytosteliales, Cavenderiaceae. The transcript has a single exon. Gene Ontology annotation, molecular function: fucosyltransferase activity.